Molecule: messenger RNA, 1408 nt
Organism: Mercurialis annua (annual mercury)
Lineage: Eukaryota; Viridiplantae; Streptophyta; Magnoliopsida; Malpighiales; Euphorbiaceae
Product: zinc finger protein WIP2-like
Exons: 2
Coding region: 223-1200 (325 amino acids)
Biological process (GO): anatomical structure development; regulation of gene expression
Cellular component (GO): nucleus
Molecular function (GO): DNA-binding transcription factor activity
Source: RefSeq, a predicted model, not a curated record
UUAUCUUCUCCUCCACUUUCUCUCUCUAACCUUCAUAAUAUUUCUUCUCUCUCUAUCUAUAUAUAUAUAUGCUUUAGCAUAUCUUUUUUUUAUAUCUCUCCAUUGUUUAGUCACAAUUCACAACUUAUAUCUUGUCUCUACUUUUUAACUCAAUUUGCUUCACUUCAAUUUCAUAAUUAAAAUCUCUUUAAUUCUCUCAAUUCUCUUCUCAAGAUUUCAAACAUGGCUGAUCCCUAUUCCAAUUACUUCAAUGGAUGGUAUACCCUUAACCACCUACACCACAUAUCUAAUAAUUCAUCAGCAUCUUCUUCAAAUCAAUCUUUAUACUCAUCCUACGGCUGUAACAUGUACUCAUCGUCUUUAUACUCAUCCUACGGCUGUCAAUCCUCAUCGCCGCCUUCUCCUCCGGCCAAAGAAGCGCUGCAACUCCUCAGUUUAAGCCCGACAAGGCACGAUCAUGACCAGAAAUCCUCCAUGGAAGUUGACAAGAACAAAGAUGAUGAUUAUUAUGAUGAAGCUGUGACUGUAGCCUUACACUUAGGGUUACCUAAUUCUAGCUCUGCUGAUAUGUUCUCAAAUUUGUCCUCUUCGACGGAGAUCUCAUCGGAAAAAGAGGAAGUUACCGUUGCUUCUGGUUAUAUUAAUAGUAGUCUUAAUAAGGGUCAGUAUUGGAUCCCUACACCAGCUCAAAUUUUGAUUGGUCCUACACAAUUUUCAUGUCCUCUUUGUUUCAAGACCUUCAACAGAUACAAUAACAUGCAGAUGCAUAUGUGGGGACAUGGAUCACAAUACAGAAAAGGGCCAGAAUCUCUAAGAGGAACACAACCAACAGCAAUGCUAAGGCUGCCAUGCUACUGCUGUGCACCAGGUUGCAGAAACAACAUAGAUCAUCCAAGAUCAAAGCCUCUCAAAGAUUUUCGAACACUUCAAACUCAUUACAAGAGAAAACAUGGCAUCAAGCCUUUCAUGUGCAGAAAAUGUAGUAAGGCAUUUGCUGUGAGAGGUGAUUGGAGAACCCAUGAAAAGAAUUGUGGGAAGCUUUGGUAUUGUACUUGUGGAUCUGAUUUUAAGCAUAAAAGGUCUCUUAAAGAUCAUAUCAAGUCAUUUGGAAAUGGACAUGCAGCUUAUGGUAUUGACUCCUUUGAAGAAGAUGACGAUCCUGCUUCUGAAAUUGAACAAGAUAAUGAAUCUACUCAGUGAAUCAAGAAUUUAAUAAGCAUUAAUUAGGUUACUUUGAGCCAUGCACUUCUUAAUCUUUCUAUUUUUGUCUAGUUAAAAUUCGGUAAUCUUGUGGCUUCCUGAAGCAUAAAAUGGUGGACCAAGUCUUCUGUUUUAGUAAUAUUAGAUCAAGUUUAUGUAAUUUUAUUUUACUUUAAUUUUUCCCUAUAUAUAUCUCUUUUUAUGAAUA